AUGGAGUCCCUCAACCUCAACACCCUUGCCAAUUCCCUUCCCACCACCCAGCAGAAUGCAGAGAAGGAGCUCCUCAACGAUUUCAAAGCCGCCGCUCUGAGCAUCACCACGCUCUACCGGUCAUCGAGGAAGAACUCGAAGCGGGCGUACAACGCCGGAUACGCAGCUGCGUGCCAGGAUCUCCUCAACUUUAUCCAGCAGGGUGUCUCGGCGGACGUAGGCCACUCGCCCGCGAGCUCCUCGCAUGCCGUCGUCGAGGGCGGUGGCAUGACCAUCGGGAGGGUGAUGGACUGGACAGAGGCGAGGGUGGAUGCGAUCAAGGCGAGAGAGGAGGAAGAGGACGAGGACGAGGACAGGGAACGUGUCGCCGUGGCCGCGCCCGCGGUGCCUGCCACCCGCACUGCGCCACCACCCGUUCCUACCAAAUCAGAAGGCAAGAAACCCGGCCACCCCUCCUCCUCAUCCACAGCCUCAGCGUCAUCCAGUCGUGUCAAAGAGAACAUGACAUCUCUACCGACUCCGAACUCCCCCGCGUCGCACUCGAGCACACAACCACCUUCAGAGCCAUCAUCGCCGUCGCCACCGCCAUCAGCAACGCUCCCGAGGAGCUCGACGCGCUCUUCCCGAUCACGGGGUACACCCACAAAGGAAUCAUUCCGCCAAUCAACGACGCUGCCCGUCCACUUCCCCUCCACCCACCCACAUUCUCAUUCGCACUCGCAUUCUCACCUCUCACAUCUGUCAGAUCCUUCAACAACACCGUCGUCCGUGUCCACCAUACAAUACCCCGAGACACCCAUCGUCAACGUUAUCGGUGCAGGCACAAAGCGGCGACACGCCGUCAUGCGCAUGCUCGAUGCCAACACGAAUCCACCUACGACGACCAUAUCCAUCGGCGGUCCCUCGUCCACUGUGUCCUCCCCUGGGGGGAUGAUGAUGGGCGGAAACAAUAAUGCGUACACGGGUUCGACCGCGUCGAGCCUGAGCAGACGACGGACGCGGAGCUCGAGGAAUUUGACGCAGCUGCAGCCGCAUAAUCCGAAUAUCAGCGUUAUCCAGAUGAACCCUGAAGCGAUGGACGUGGAGGAAGACGGUCGGGAUCGGAAGCGCGUAGCUAGACGAUGA
Psilocybe cubensis is the source of this 1125-nucleotide messenger RNA. RefSeq lists its product as uncharacterized. The transcript has 3 exons. Lineage: Eukaryota; Fungi; Basidiomycota; Agaricomycetes; Agaricales; Agrocybaceae. Bases 1 to 1125 code for a protein of 374 amino acids. The record is from RefSeq and is a predicted model, not a curated record.